This is a messenger RNA of Rotaria socialis, 1911 nucleotides long. The record is from the annotation of a GenBank genome assembly. NCBI's taxonomy places the organism in Eukaryota, Metazoa, Rotifera, Eurotatoria, Philodinida, Philodinidae.
AUGCCGCAAGUUGUCUACCCAUCACUAGUUGGCUAUUACGAAUUGUUGAAGACAGUAGGUCAUGGUGGUUUCGGUAAAGUAAAACAAGCAAUACAUUUAUUAACCGGUGAAUUCGUAGCGAUUAAAAUAAUCGAUAAAGCUAAAUUAGGGAGUGAUGUAGUUCGUGUUGCGCUUGAAAUAAAAGCAAUGAAAGAUUUACGUCAUCAACAUAUUUGUCAACUUUAUCAAGUUAUUGAAACAGCUGAAUAUUAUUUUCUAGUCUUAGAGUAUUUUUGUAAUGGUGAAUUAUUCGAUUAUAUUGUAAAUCGAAAUCGUCUAUCCGAAGAACAAGCUCGACAUUUCUUUCGUCAAAUAGUAUCGGCUGUAGCUUAUAUGCAUAAAAAAGGUUAUUGUCAUCGUGAUCUCAAACCAGAAAAUCUCUUACUUGAUCGCCGAGAAAAUUUGAAAUUGAUUGAUUUUGGUUUAUGUGCACAACCAAAAGGUGGUAUUAAUUUAGCAUAUUUAGGUACAGCUUGUGGUAGUCCAGCGUAUGCUGCACCGGAAAUUAUUGCUGGGACGAAUUAUCGAGGUGACGUGGCUGAUAUUUGGAGUCUUGGCGUUCUUCUUUACACAUUGUUAUGUGGUACUCUCCCAUUCGAUGAUGAGAACAUAGCAUCUAUGUAUUCUAAAAUUCAAAAUGGUAUCUACUAUAUGCCACCAUUCUUAUCAUCAGAAAGUGUUGCAUUACUGAGACGCAUGCUUCAAGUUGAUCCAACUAAACGAAUUCGUAUUGAUGAUCUUCUUUGUCAUCCAUGGCUUAUGAAUCAAGUUUACACUGAACCUGUAGAAUGGGAAUCACUUUAUCAAAAUAACUUAGAUCUAUCAUGUAUACGUGAAAUGGCUUUAUAUUAUGACCGUACUGUGAGCGAUAUUGCACAAGAAUUUUAUCAUAAACGAUAUGAUUAUUUGACUGCAACAUAUUUUAUUUUGUUGAAUCUCAAAUCUAGAAAUAAGCCGAUACGCCUUUUACCUAAUCGCAUACAACAGAUCACUUCUCAUAGAACUUAUCGGCAAAAUGAACAAUCAAAUUCUAUUCCAACGAAUUUACUUCGUGAAAAAAAUCCACCGCCAGCUAAUUUUCUUCUUUUAUCUCAACAGGAUAAAAAAAAUUUAUCAUUUCAAAAUGAAAUGAAAUCAGCAUAUAAACAAAAACAUAAAACACCAAAUAAAGAAAAUAUUGAAAAUUCACAGACACCACGUUACGGACAACUAAUACCAAUAUUCAAAGCACCUAAUUGUCAACGAAUCCUCUUGUUUGCUGAAUCACCUAGUGGGCCAAGACGUGUUAGCAUAAAGAAAGAUCAUCGUAUUACUGCUUCAAAAUCUUUUGAUGAUGGCCUUGAUGGUGAUAAUCUUGAUGAUUCAAAGAUUGCUUCGGCACUAAAAGCAUUUUCAGUGGGUGCUGUUGAUAGUGAUGAUUUAGAUGUAUAUUUAACGCCACACCGUCAAAAUAAAAAAGUUCGAUCAUUAUUUGGUAGUGUAGAACGUGGCUUGAAUACCGUUAAACAAAUUCUUACACCAAAACGACUUAAUACAAAUAGACCAAGAAAAACUUGGGAAACAGCUAAUGUAACAUCAUUAAAUUGCGAUGAUUCCGAUCAAUUAUGUGAUUUACUUGAACAAUCUAUUCAAUCUAAUUCUCAACUUAAAUAUAAAGAAAAAGGAAGUCGUUUUAUUUAUGAUGUAUUCAUUGAAGAUGAUUGGGGUAAAAUUGUGCUAGAAUUUAAUCUAGAAAUAGUUGCCGUUCAAGGCAAAGAGUUAGGUAUACAACGUAAACGUACAAAAGGAAGUGCAUGGCAUUAUAAACGAUGUUUUGAAGAUAUUAUUCGACAAAUUAAUCGUCAUUUACCUCAAUUACAAACAUCUGUUUGA